AUGAAUAAUAUCAAUUAUGAUGAAGAACUGAGAACAACACACUUUUACCAGAAUUUACCAAAGUCCCAAAGAAAUGAAUAUCCAAUAUUUUUAAAUAAAGAAAAAACUAAUGAACAUUUAAAAAGUAAUAAUAGUUCUGAUGUGAACUAUACUUUUUCUAUUAAUAACUAUGAUAAUGUAAUAAAAAUGAAAGAGAAAAAAGAAUUAAAUAAGGUACUACUAAAUUAUGAAUUAGGGACACAAAGGAUGGAAUGUUUUGUUGGAAUAGAUAAUGAAAAUGUUCUUUAUAUAAAGGAAGAAUAUAUAAAUCAUAUUAAUAGUAAAAAUAUCCUUGUAAUAAUAAACCUAUUUGUUUGUAAUUUAUUUUAUCAUUUAAAGAAUAUAGGUAAAAAUAUACAUAAUCUUUAUUUGUCCUUUGAUAAAAUCGUUUCUCCUUUUCAUUUCAGUUUUAAUAAUAACUUUUGUGAAAAAUGCAUUUCGAAUGACAAGCAAAAUUUCACCUGUACAGAAAAUAAUAAUUCUGACUUUUCUGAACAAAGUGAAAAAAAUUCUGAACAGGCAAGGAGAAAAAAAAAAAAAAAUUACAAAGAAUCAAUAUUUUCACAUAAUUACAAUAAAAGAAAUAGUGAACACACAUUUAUACACACGUGUAAAAAAAAACAGAAGAAUGAAUAUCUUCCUAAUGUGUUAAUUUUAUGGUGUAAACGAGUAAAGUAUGUAAUAAAUAUUUAUAAUAAUAAUAAUAAAAAGAAUAUUAAAAUUAAGAAAAGAAAAAAAAAAUUUGAACAAAACGAUAAUUAUUCAAAUAGUUUAUUUUGUGAUGAAAAAAGUAGAUAUAGCAUAAAUGAAUGUAUUAAUACCUUAACAGAUGUAUUAUUUAAUAAGAAAAAUUUGGAUAUAUUUAAGAAUAUUAAUUUUGUUUUUCCGAAGGAAAAAUCUUCUUUUACAGAUAUAAUAAAACACAUUGAAUCAAAAAGAAAAAUUAAAAAAAUUUCAAAAGAAAAAUUACCUGUUGAUAAAAAUACUUCUACACAUAUAAAUGGAUAUAAUAAUACAGAUUCUUUAUUAUUCAUAGAUAAAGAUACACUUAAUUAUAAUUCAUAUGAUGAUGAUAUAGAGGAAAUAACUGACUUAUAUAUAAUUAAUUUUAUAAAAUGUAAAAUUGAAGAUUAUUUUAAAAAUGUAGAAGUAAAAAAAUUUUGGAAUAUUAUAAAUGUGCAGUAUUUAACAAACUUUGAUUAUAAGUAUCCAUAUAAUAAAAGGACGAAUGAAAAGACAUUUUAUAAUUCUAAUAAAAAUUUUUAUGAAUCUAUUUAUGAUUAUAUUCAAAUAAUAAGGAAAACGACUGUUAAGAAAGAUAUAAAAAUAAAUGAAAUAUCUAAAAAUUGUGAUGAAAAUAAUAUUAAUAAAAAAGAAGAAAAACAAGUAACAAGUGCUAAAACCCCUACAUUAGAAAAGGGUAGAAUUUUAGAUAAAGAAUUUAUUUUAAAAGACAUGUUCAAUAAUCCUAUAAAAAAUUAUCAUAUAAAUGAAGUUCAAAUUUAUUUAAGUAAUUAUGAUAAUAUAUUUUUAAAAACAAUUAUGCGUUUUUAUCUUUUAUUAAAUUUUUCUAUAGAACUGUUGACAAUCCUUUAUGAAGAUAUUGAUUUAUAUUCUAUUCAUAUAUUUUCUUUGUAUUUGAAAUUAAAUGAAUAUAUAUAUAAUGAACAGCAACUUUGUAAUGAAAAAGGAAAUUUUAAUAUUCAUCAAAUAUAUCAAAGUGAAGAUAAAGAAAAUAACUUGAGUCAUUUUUUUAAAAAUAAUAUUUCUGAAAUGACUAGAAUGAAAAAUAAUAAUGAUGAUACAUUUCAUUUUAUAAAUUCUAAUUUAGAUGAUGGUUUAAAUUGUGAUAAUAAAAAUAAUAAUAUGAGUAAUAAUAAUAAUAAUAUGUAUAAUAUGUAUAAUUUUUUAUUUCAUAAAAAUAUCAAUCAUAAUAUUUUCCCAUUCAAAGAAAAAAAGUUAGAUUGGUUUGUUUUCUUUUUAUUAAAGAUAUUGAUGAGAAAGUUAUACUUUGAUAAACAUGACAAUGAUAAUUAUUAUAUUGAAAAUAAUGAUAAUAAUGAUUAUAGUUAUAAAAUGAACACAAGAGAGAAAGAACAUCAGAACCUUCUCAAUUGUUUAAAUGCAGAAAAAUAUAAAGAAAUCCAAAAAGAAAUAAAAGCAUUAAUUAAGUAUACUGUAGAAAAAAGUAAAAUACAUUUUGAGCCUAUUCUUAAUUAUUUACUAAAUAUAUAUAAUAAAUAUAAUAAAAAAAGAAAAGAACUAAAUAAUAAUAAUAAUAAUAAUAAUAAUAAAAUUGUAAAUUCAAAAUAUGUAUCUAUUCUAAAAAAAAAUUUUCUUUUAUAUUCAUUAAAUUUUUACACAUUAAAAUAUUUUUCACGUCGUGAUUUAUAUGUAAACAUGAAUAGCUUUUUUAAACCAAGAAGUAAAAAAUACGAAUUGAAAAUUCCAAGGUAUAAUAAUAAAAUGAAAGAGAAAAUGAAGAAAUUUAAAAAGUACGUAAGGACAUUUCAUUCUUUAAUAAUAAAAAUGCAAGAAGUAACAAAUGAAUCCAGAAAACAAUAUAAUGAUAAUAAUUUGAAUAUUUCUAGAGGUAUAUUUUUGAAAAUAAACAAAUUUAUAUUAUUAAGAAAAAGUAGAAUGAUAUAUUUAAGACAAUUAAAAAAAAGGGUCUAUUCUUAUUAUUCGUUGAUACCUAUAUAUAGUAAUAUACAACGGACCGAAAAGAAACGUAACAAGAAAAUAUUUGGAGGUGAUAUGAAAAGGAAGAAAACUAAAAAGAAUAAAAAGAAUAAAAAGAAGAACUUACCAAAAAAAAAAAAAAAAAAUAAAAAUAAAAAAAAAAAUAAUAAUUAUAAUUAUAAUAAUAAUAAUUAUAAUAAUAAUAAUAUCAGUAGUAGUAGUAGUAGUAGUAAUUAUAGUAGUAAUAAUAGCAGUUACAACAUAAAGAAGGAUAUUUUUUUUCAUGAGGGUAUGCACAAGAAUUAUUUUAUAAAAAUAUUAAAUAUUAUAAAAAUAAAAGAAAAAGUUUCCGAAAUUGUUAAAAGCAAAAAUACAAUUUAUAAAAAGUUAGUUAAAAAAAUUAAUGAGAGAAAUUAUAUAUAUAGAGAGAAAUUGAAUAAGAAGAAACUAGAAACUUAUGAAUAUUAUUAUAAUGUUUUUAUAAAUUUAUUAAAAAUAAUAAAGCAUCAAGAUCAAAUUAUUAUGAAUAUUUUAUUUAAUAUGUUGAAAAAUAUUAAUGAUCAUUUGAAUCUUUUUUAUAAAAAUAUAUGUCUUUGUAUUCCAUGUAAAAUAUCAGAAGAAAUAAAUGUUGAAAAUGUAAUGAAACAUAAAAUUGAAAUAUUAAAAGGUGAUACUAAUUUAUUUCACCAUUCUAAUAAUGAAAAUAUAAGACAUAUGAAUGAACAUGAGCAAGAGGUUAACCAUUCACAUAUAAAAAAAGGGGAUACUGAUAUUAUGGAUAUAGGUAAUAUAGAGAUGAACGAUAUAUGUGUAUAUAAUAAUAAUGAAUUGAAUAGUAACACAAUUGAUAACCAUAUAUAUAGUAAUGAUAUUCAAGGUAAUAACCAACAAGAUAAUGAUCAAAUAGGAAGUAAUUCGAUAGAAUGUAACUCUUAUAAUAAGAUACAUGGAGGAAAUAAAAAUAAAGAUAACAAUAAAUGUGAUAAUAAUAAAUGUGAUAGUAACCCCCCUAGUAGUAAUCCACUCAGCACAGAUCCACCAAGUAGUAAUCCUCCGGGUAGUAAUACAUAUAGUAUUGAUCUGCAAAAUAAUACCUAUAGUAGUAAUUUAUAUAGUAGUAAUUUAUAUAGUAGUAACUUUUAUAGUAGUAAUUUACAUAGUAGUAAUUUACAUAGUAGUAAUUUACAUAGUAGUAAUUUACAUAGUAGUAAUUUAAAUAGUAAUAAUUUACAUAGUAAUAAUUUACAUAGUAAUAAUUUAAAUAGUAGUAACUUAUUUAGUAGUAACCCACCAAAAAGUAUCAUUCCACAUAAUAACACCUUUAACUAUAAACUUAAUAGAUAUAAUGAUGAGCACAUACCAAAUAGCAGUGUUAAUACAAAGGAUAUAUUAAAUACAUGUUGUAGCAAGUUAAAUAGUAAUUUAUAUAGUAAUAAUAUAAGUUGUAAUGCUUCUUGUAGUAACAAUGAAUUUAAUACAAAUGCAAGCUCUAUUAUGGAUGAUAAAUCCAUGAAAUUAGAAAAUAGCAAUUCUAUAUUAUUUUAUAUAAAUAAUAAAAAGGAGACAGACAAUAAAAUAAAAAAGAGUUCGGAAUAUAAUUGCAUAUAUGAAAAAUUAAAUAAUAAUAAUUAUAAUAAAAAGGAUAAAUGCAUAAAUUGUGAUUCAUUACUAAAUGAGGAUAUAAUAAGAAGACGAAAAAUGAUGUUAGAUAACUUUUUCGAUAUAGAUAAAUAUUAUAAAAAUAAGAAUGAAAGAAUUAAUUAUUUAAUAUAUGAUAUAAGUAUUUUAAAAGAUUAUUUAUAUAUAUAUUUAAAAAAAUAUUUUGAUGACAUUAUACUUUUAUUUGAAUAUUUUUUUUCCAUAUCAUCUAAUUUUUUUUGUAACGACUUGGUUGAUAAGACAUAUAAGGAUAUUAGAAUAAUUGAAUCGAAUGAUUGCAAUAAUACAUAUAGUAAUAUUUCUAGUAAAGAGAAAAUAUUGCAUGAUAUUUUUUCUUUAUCAAGUUAUGAUAAUUUUCAUAUAUAUAAUAACAACGAUAGUGAUAGUAAUAGUAAUAGUAAUAGUGAUAGUAAUAAUAAUAGUGAUAGUAAUAAUAAUAGUGAUAGUAAUAAUAAUAGUGAUAGUAAUAAUAAUAGUGAUAGUAAUAAUGGUUGUGAUAAAAUAUUAUAUAGAAGAAAGGAUUAUAAUAAUCAAAUAUUUAUAAAAAGAAUGAAAUAUUUUAUAAAUAAUGAUAUAAUACAAUUUAUUAAUAAAGGUAUGAAUUUUAUAAAUAAUUAUGUAAAUUUAAAAAUAUAUAAUGUAGAAAAAUCUUUUCCUAUAUUAUUUCGAUUACUAAAGAUUAAUAAUUAUAAGGACCCUGUGUUUCUUUUUAAUAUUUUAUGGAGUUUGAUUUUAAAAUAUAGUAAAUACUGUAGGAAAAAAUUAAUAAAAAAAAAAACGUUAAAUAAAUUAUCUAAUCAUGUGAAUAGAAACGAAAUAGAAAAGGAUUUUAUAUUUGAAAAAAAAAGAAAAAUAUUUUUAGAAAAAUUCGGUUUAAAUUAUUUAACAGCAAGUGAAGAUAUUAUUCUUUAUUUGAAAUAUAUUGUAUGUAUGUGUAGUGAUAGAAACAAAGAUAAUAAUAAAAAUAAUAAAAAAUAUAAUGAUAAGAAUAAUGAUAGAAAUUAUGAUAAGAAUUAUGAUAAGUAUUAUGAUAAGAAUUAUGAUAAGUAUUAUGAUAAGAAUUAUGAUAAGUAUUAUGAUAAUGAUAAAGAAUGUAGUAAAUAUGGAAUGUUUAAUAUGCAUAAGAACAACUGCUAUUUGUUUAAGAAUAACAUUUACAAUUUAUUAAGCAGGAAAAAUGAAAAGAUAAAUGAUAAAUGUGACAUGCAUAUUCUUAUGAGAAGAAAAAAUAGAAAAGUAGAAGAGUUUAAUGAAUAUAAAGAAGAGGACAAUAAAAACAAUACUGAUAAUAAUAAUAAUUAUAAUAAUAAUAUUGAUAAUUGUAACAAAGAUUAUGAUGAUGAUAAUAAUAAUAUUGAUUAUUAUAAUAAUGAUGGUCUUUUAAAAGACAUCCUAAAUAAAUUAAUAAAAAAAUUAAACAGUAAAUAUAUUAUACAAGAUAGAAAUAAAAUAAAAAGAAUUCAGAAAGGAGAAAAAGAAAAAAAUGAUAAUUUAGCUCUUGAGCAAUUAUCUAAUAUAUAUGAAAUUAUUCAUUCUAAUAAUUUAAAGAAAUAUGAUAAUAUAAAAUUAUUUCUUAAUAUAGAGAAAAAAAAGAAAACCAACCGUAAAAGAAAAUUUAUAUGUGAAGAAGAAGAUGAAAAAGAGGAUGAAAAUUUAUAUAUAAAAGAUAUUGAUAAUGAAAGUAUAAAUAUAAGGAAAAUAAAAAAAACAGUUAUUCAAUUUAUUGAUGAUAAUAAAUAUGUAUUUCCAUAUAUAUUCAAUACUUUGGAUAGUAACAUAUUAAGUCAAGACAUGUUUACAUAUGAAUAUAUAAAUUUAAAUACAAAUUUUAUGUUUUUUCAUUAUGUAAAUAAAAAUGAAUAUUCUUUUAGAAACUCCAUUUUGAAUUAUGUGUAUGGGUAUCCUUUAUUUUGUAUAAAAAAAAAAAAUCCAAAGAAUCAAAAUAUGACAACAUAUAAAAAAGAUGGUAAUAUAAAUGAUAGUAUUAAAAGAAAUAAAUAUUAUGAAAGUGAAAAAAACAACGAUAAAAUAAAUUAUGAUAAUAAUAAAAAAGAGGCUUCUGAUUUUAUGAAUAAGUAUAAUAUUUCUUAUAACCCUCCUCUUGAUACUUUUCUUCUUAAUAAUUCUGACUGCAUUAAAUCAAAGAUGAGCGAUUUUUCAAAUGAUAAGGUUAAUAUGAGUAAUAAAAAAAGUAAAAAGGAAAAGGACGGUGUUCAUAAUAAUGUGAGAAUUAAUAGGGGUGAUACAACUAAUGGUAGUUAUAGUGACUACAUCAAUAAUAAGAAGAGCUAUAAUGAUAAAUAUAACUGUGAUAAAUAUAAAUGUGAUAAAUAUAACUGUGAUAAAUAUAACUGUGAUAUAUAUAAUUGUUGUUGUAGUAACUGUAGUGAUAGGUUCAAACAAAUGAGACAUAAUAUUAAUCAGAAGGAUAAGGAAUGGGCAAGGAAACUAAAGAAAGAAGAUAAUAAAAAGAAAAGGAAAUUUUUAAUAAAUAUUUUAAAAAAUGUAAAUAUAUAUAAUAAGAUACCUUUAAAAUAUAUUCAUCUAUGUGUUAUUGCUGAUAUAUUUAAAUAUUUAAAUUUACAUCAUAUUCUUAAAGAUAUAAUGCAGAAAUUAUAUGAAGAGAAAUUAAAAGAAAUUCAAGAGAAAUAUGAUGAUAAUAAUAAACAUUAUAUAGGUAAUAUAUUAUUAUGCUUUUUAUUAUAUUUUCAUUCUUUUCUAGAUAUAUUAUGUGGAUUAAGAGAUGGACAUUUUAUUAACAUGUCACAAGAUGAUCAUAUUUUUAACGUAUUUAAUAAUUUCAAUGAUUUGAUAUAUAAUAAUGGAAAGAAUUAUUUUGUUUCCUCUAAAAAAAAAAAAAAAAAAAAAAAAAAAGAUGAAUAUAAAGGUGCAGAACAAAAAUAUGGGGAACAAAAUAUAUAUAUAGAUGAAAGUAAUAUUUAUGAACAUAUGAAAAGGAAGAAAAACAAAUGUUAUAUAUAUUUAAAAAAUAAAUAUAGUAAACGAGGAAAUUAUUUAUGGUUAUUAGAAAAGAAAGAAAAAAAUGAUAUAUCAUCUUAUGUUGAUAAUAUAUGGAUACAUUUUUUAAAGAGCCCAAAUCAAGAAAAGAUUGAAAAGGAUAACAACACAAUAAAUAUAUCAUAUAAUUUGAUAACAUUUUUAAAUAACUAUAUAGAUUAUAAUUAUUCCUUUUUAAAUAAUUGUAGGUUAGAUAUAGAUGAAAAUAAAUGUAAGAAUUAUUUGUAUAUAUUUUGUAAUGAGGAUAAUAAAAAAAUGUUUACAUCUGAUGAGGAAUAUGAUAUAAAAGAAGAUAAUACAUGUUUAUAUAAAUAUUUAGAUAUAAGUAUUUAUAAUAUUGAUGAAAAUGAAUCAUAUAAUAGAUCUGUUUUAUAUUUAUCUCAUUUGAAUGAUUGCUCAUAUAAGUUUAUUUUAAAUGAUAGUGAAGAUAAUAUAUUUUUUAAUUACGAACUUGUUGAAAAAAGAAAUAUAUGUGAUAUAGAAAUAGGAGAAUGUGUAAAUAAUAAAAAUAUAAAUGAUAUAUAUAAAAAAGAGAAUAAUUUUUAUAAUAUUAAAGAAUGUAAUUGUUGUGAUAAUGUUUUAUGUGAUAAAUCUGAAUUGAUUAAACUUUUAUUUGAUAUUAUGAUAAGAUAUUUAAAUGAUAUGUUAGAUAAAAAAAAGAGGUGUUUACUUGAUGCUGUAAUAAAUUUUAAAAAUUGUAAAAAUGGCUUAGAAGAUAUAAAAUUUACAUAUAUGUUAAUAUAUUUAUUAAAUUAUAAAAAAAAACAAGAUAAAAAAUGUGCUUUAGUUAUAUAUAAAAAUUUAUAUUAUUUAUUAAUUGAAAAAUUAUAUUAUGAACAGAACGAUACUAUUAAUAGCGAACAAAUGAUAAAUUAUAUUUUUAAUUUAAUUAAAAUAGCUAGAAUAAUAAAAAUAAAAAAUAAAUAUAUGAAAAAAUUAUUCCAAAUGUUACAAAAUUAUAUAGAAAAAUUCAAUGAUUUUCAUUUCUAUCUUUAUAAUAAAAUAUUUCUUUUUAUAUAUGAAGAUACAAAAACAGAAAAUAAAAUAUUUUUAAAGACAUAUUUAAAUAAAUAUUUUAAUAAUAGAAAAAUUAUAUCACAUAUAUUUAAUCAUGUUUGGACCAAUCCAAAAAAUUCCAAAUUUUUGUUAUCUCAAAAUGAAGUGAAUGAAAAUAAAAACGAUAACAAUAAAACUGAUCAGGUUAUAUCACCCUUGGUUUACUCAGAAGGUAUAAAUGAAAAUAUGCAUAUGAUUAAAAAUAAUAAUAUUAAAGGUAAUAAUAUUAAUAGUAAUAAUAUUAAUGGUAAUAAUAUUAAUAGUAAUAAUAUUAAUGGUAAUAAUAUUAAUGGUAAUCAUAUUAAUAGUAAUCAUAUUAAUAGUAAUCAUAUUAAUAAUAAUCAUAUUAAUAAUGAAUAUUCACGAAAUAUUUAUAAUAUGGAACUUAUAAAAAAUGAAGAAGAAAGAAGAUCACACAAUAUCAACCUAAUGAAAUAUUCAAAUUGUAUAAACGAUGAAAUAAUUAAGAAAAUAUCUUUAAAAUAUAAAAACUUGUAUUCGAGUGAUAGUAAUAGUAACUGCUCUUCUCAUGGACGUGUCUUUUUUAAAACUACAUAUGUAAAGCAUAAAAAUUAUAGAUUGUAUGAAAAAGAGAAAAAAAAGAUAUUUAUAAAAAAAUUAAAAGACAGAAAUUUAUUAUAUUAUAAGAAAGAUAAUAAAAUUAAUGGUGAAAAGAAAAAAUUGGAAAUUAAAAAAAAUUACAACCAAAGUGGUAUACACAAUAAUUAUGAUAUAUAUUUUAACGAAGAGGAUAAAAUUAGAAAAAAGGAAAAAAAUAAAAGAAAAAAGGAAAAUAAUAAUUGUGAUUAUUAUAAUAUAAAGGAAUAUUCAUUGAAACCAAAAUUUUAUGAAAAGGAAUCAAGUUAUAAUAUAUCAGAUGAGGUGAUAGAUCUUAAUAAGAAUAGUAAUUAUAAUAAAUACCAAGCAGACGAAAGAAACAAUAUGUUAUAUAAUUUAAAUGAAGGACUUGAAAAAAAAAAUAUAUAUAACAUGGAGAAAAAGAAAAAGAAAAAAAAAUAUAUUGAAGAUUAUAGUUCAGAUGAAUUUUCUUAUUUUGUUAAUAAAUCUUUUAUACAUUUUGAAAGUAAUAUGAGAAAAAAGAAUUAUAACAAGAAGAUUAUGCAAUUAAAUAUGAUAGGUUCAUAUAAAGACUGUAACAAUAUAUUAAAUAAUGGUAGUACUAAUAGUAGUAGUACUACUACUAAUAGUUAUAGUAGUAGUAGUGGUAGUGGUAGUAGUUGUUAUAAUAGUAGCUGUGAUAUUACUGAUGUGAACAACGAUAUUGAUAAUAAUAGAGGUGAUAAAAGGUGUCUUAAUAAUUAUGAAAGAAAUGAUGAUAGAUGUAAUACAAAUGUAAAUAGAAAAAAAAAAAAUAAUAAAAUAUGUUUUUCUAUUAAUAAUUUGAAUAAUAAUAAUUCGGAAAAUUUUCUAUCUCUUUUAAGUAAUGCUGAUAUAAGAAAUGUUCGAAAGAACGAUGAGAAAAUGUUUUAUAUACAAAAUGAAGAGUAUUUAUAUAGACAUAAUAAUAAUUAUUAUAAUAAUGAUAUAUAUAAAAAUAUAAUGGGACAUAAAAAAGAUGAAUAUAAAAUAUAUUCUAGGCUAUUAAAAAUGCCAUAUGAUAAUUCAUGUUGUUUUAUAAAAUAUAAAGCACAUUAUGAAUUUGAUGAUAAUAAAAAAAAUAAAGUGAAAAAAGAAAGAGAAAAGGAACGAAAACAAAGGAAAACACAAAUUAUGUGUUUACCUUUAUAUAUUAGUAUAGUAGGUGGAUUAGAUAUAUUUUUAUAUAAAUAUUAUAAUUAUAUAUGUAAUAUGUAUAUAAAUCCUUAUUUUUAUAUGAACACAUAUUAUUUUGAAAAAUAUAUUCUCAAGAAAUAUUAUAAGAGCAAAAAUGAGGUUAACAAUGAUCAUAAUAAUAAGUAUGAUAAUAAUAAUUAUAUUAUGAAUUGUCAUAAUAAUGAGAAUGUAACAAAAAAUUAUGAUAACCUAUUAAUAUAUGAUUAUUUUUAUUACAACUAUAUAUUUAAUAAUAAAUUUACUACGUAUGAUAGUUUUAAAUGUGUUCGUAAUAAAAGAAUAAGAAGCCAACGUUAUAUAAAAUUUUUUAAAUGUGGAAAUGAAGGUGAUAAGGAAUAUAUACAUAAGAAAAGUAAUAAUCAUAAACAAGAACAGAUCGAAAUAGAAGGAACAGACAAUGAGAAAAAAUAUAUAAUAAAUCAAGAUAAUGAUAAAAAAAAUAAAAUGGGUGAUAAAAAAAAUGAAAUGGGUGAUAACAGUGUUUCUUCUUUUAUAUCAUCUUUGUCAUAUGAAGAAAAGGGAAAUAAAUCUAAAAUAAAAGACAAUAAUAAAUACAAUAUUAAAUACAAUGAUAGGGAAAGAAAAAAAAGAAAUGAUUCAUCUAAUUUUAAUAUGUGCACGAAAUAUUACAAUAAUUCAAAAGCCCAAGAUAAAAUAAAAAAUGACAAUUAUAAAUUAAUAUGCUCAUCUAACGAAUAUAAUAAUGAAAAGAAUAAGUCCCCUUAUUAUUUCUUUUAUAUGGAUGAUGAUUUAAGCACAGAUGAUGAAGAUUAUAGAUUAAAAAAAAAAGAAAUAAAUGACAUAUUUAUAUUAAAAAGGGAUUUAUUUGUAAUUGAUUAUCUGCAUAAUUAUUUUAAUUUUUCUGUAAUAAGAAAGAUGAAGAAUAUGAUAGAAGAUAUGUUUUAUAAUUACAAUUUAAAUCUUAUGUAUGUAAAUAGGAAUAUUCAAAUCAGUGAGUUGGAUCAUGAUAUAGAACAAAAAUGUGAGAAGAAAAAUGGCAUCUACAUAAACAUAUACAAUAAUAAUAAUGGUGAUACUAAUAAUAGUGGUGAUACUAAUAAUAGUAAGAUGUAUACUAUUAAGCAUAUGAAAGAAGACAAAAUUAUUGAAUGCAAAAAAAAUGAACUAUCAAAGAAACAAGGAAGUUUAAAUAAGGCAUAUACAAAUUUAAAAGAAAAGGAUAAAGAAAUAAUGAAAAAAAAUGAAACAUAUUUGAUUGAAAUAAUAAAUAAGAAGAAAAAGAAUAAUAUAAAGAAUGAAGAAAAAAUAAACAGAAAUAAUUGUCAUAAUAUAUUUGAUAACAUUUCAAUAAAAGAAGAAUUAAUAAAUAAGAAAAAGAUUCAAUUAUCUAUGACAGUAAUAAAUUUAGAAUAUUGGAAACCUGAAAAUUUAAAAGAAGAAGAUGGAAAUAUUAUAAAAAAGAUGAUUCCUAGUUAUAUAGAAACAUAUUUUGAUACUAUUAAUAAUAUAUAUCAAAUAGAACAUACAGAUAAAUAUUUAAUUUUUUUAUAUGAAUUAUGUUAUAUAGAUUUAUGUAUUAAUAAUUAUUUGUUUACAAUGAAAUUGUCAGAUGGAUUAUUAUUUUUAUUUAUAAGUAAUUUAGAAAAUCAGAUUAUAGAUUUAUAUAAAAAGAAUUUAUUUUCUAAUAAUAUUAAAAAUAUGAACCAUAUAUAUAAUUAUGAAUAUACUUUUAUAUCAUCUAAUUAUAAACAUAAAGAUAAAUAUAGGGAACAAACUAUGCAUAUAAUUAUGAAUGAAAAUAUUGUAUUUUAUGAUUUUCAUUUGAUAAAAAAUUCAAAAGACUUGGAUAUUGUCACCAAGAAAACAAGUUCUAAAAAAGGAAAUCUCGUUGGUAGUAAAAAGGACACGACCAAAUUGAAAAGGUGUAAUAUAAAUGAUAAUAAUAAUAAUAAUAAUUAUAACAUGUGUGAUGAUAAUUAUAACAUGUGUGUUGAUAAUUAUAACAUAUGUGAUGAUAAUUAUAACAUAUGUGAUAAUGAUGAUAAUAAUAAUAAUAAUAAUAAACAUAAUGUCCUGUGGUGGGCACCAAAAAGAACAAGCGACAAUGUUAACGAUCUUAAAAAUGAAAAUACUCCUGCGAUAAACAAAAAAAAAAAAAAGAAAAAAGAAGAAGAAGGAGGAGUAGGAGGAGAUACUAAUAUGAAUAAAAUAGAACAAUAUUUUGAAUAUAUACCAUAUGGAACAAAAAAUAAUGAAGAGAAGAAAAAAGAAAAAAAAAAAAAAAAGAAAGAAAAUUACGAAAAGGAUAAAGAAGUAAUAGAUAUUUUAGAAGAAAAAGAUAAUAUGAUGAGAGAAGAAAAUUCAUAUACAAAAUUGAAUACAAAUUAUGGUUUGAAAGAAAAGAUGAUAGAAUUAAAUAAAGAGAAUUCAAUUAAUGUGUCA
This is a messenger RNA of Plasmodium gaboni, 12651 nucleotides long. RefSeq lists its product as hypothetical. The annotation marks the transcript as partial. The transcript has a single exon. The record is from RefSeq and is a predicted model, not a curated record. Lineage: Eukaryota; Apicomplexa; Aconoidasida; Haemosporida; Plasmodiidae.